UUCAAUCGUAGGUUAGCAAUUUUCACUGAUCUCUUUAACUCUGGUGACAAUUGAGGAACGUGAUGCAGUUAAAAAAUUCCAAUUACCCAUCCAAACAGCUUUCGUUGGUGCGAAAAUAUCUUUAAUUGUACCGCUAUGGUUCUGAAAUAGAAACCAAAGGUGCCCUAAGAGAUUUAACUGUAUUUUUUGUUUUAUCAGCAACGUUGGUUUUUCCUUGAAGCUAUAAGUAGGACAUCUCAACUUACAAUUAUAAAGGUCUUAGCCGUUUUGAGUCCUGAAGAGAAGCCCAAAAGAGAGAAAAGAGAAAUUAGCUUGUGAGGCUCCAAGAAAACUAUUUCUCCUUCUGUCUCUCUCUCUCUUGCUUCAAAUUUUGGUCACUAUAUUUGUUAAAAUUUGUUUGAGCUGAGAGGCAAAACCUCAAAAAAAUAUACAUAGUUUAAAAUUAGAAAGAACAGAGGAAAGCGGGGAAGCUCUGUUAGGAAAAUGGUUGCACCUCUAUCAGCUUGGCCUUGGGAGAACUUGGGAAUUUUCAAGUAUCUGCUAUACGGCCCUUUAGCUGCAAAAGUUUUGUAUUCAUGGAUCUAUGAGGAUGCCAUUAAGGAUAUCUGGUGUCUUCAUAUACUCCUUUUAUGUGCUUUGAGAGGACUCGUUCAUCAGCUGUGGAGCUCUUACAAUAACAUGCUUUUCCUUGCUCGCAAUCGCCGUAUUAAGCAGCAAGGAGUUGAUUUCAAGCAGAUUGACAAAGAAUGGGACUGGGACAAUUUCAUUAUUCUUCAAGCUCUGUUGGCUUCCAUGGCCUGCUUGAUCUUCCCAUCCUUGGAUGGCCUUCCUCUCUGGAACCCAAAAGGAUUUUUUACUCUACUGUUACUGCAUUUAACAAUUUCGGAGCCCUUAUUUUAUUCGGCGCAUAGGUUUUUCCAUGAAAGCUACCUUUUCACCCAUUAUCAUUCACUUCACCAUUCAUCCUCCGUACCCCAUCCCUUUACAGCUGGACAUGCAACAUUUUUAGAGCACCUUAUAUUAUGUAUAGUGAUCGGAAUACCGAUGACGGGGUCUGUUCUAAUGGGGUAUGGAUCAACAAGCAUGAUUUAUGGCUAUGUUUUGGCAUUUGAUUUUCUUAGAUGCCUGGGACAUUCCAAUGUUGAAGUUGUUCCCCAUGAAAUUUUCAACAAGUUACCUUUCCUCAGAUAUUUUCUCUAUACCCCCACGUACCAUAGCCUGCACCGCACAGAGAUGGGGACCAAUUUCUGUCUCUUCAUGCCGCUGUUUGACGCAAUAGGGAAAACACUUAACGCCAACUCUUGGCAGCAACACAAGAAAAUAAGUUCAGAUUCAGAGAAAAAAGGGAGGGUACCAGAUUUUGUGUUCCUAGCACAUGUGGUGGACGUAACCUCGGCGAUGCAUGUCCCAUUUGUCUUCAGAUCUUUCGCAUCAAUACCAUUUUCCACAAGGAUAUUUCUAGUUCCUAUGUGGCCUGGAACUUUUAUAGUUAUGCUAAUGAUGUGGGCUAGGUCUAAGACAUUUCUCCUCACUUUCUACAAUCUUAGAGGCCGUCUGCACCAGACAUGGGUCGUUCCUAGAUUCGGCUUUCAGUAUUUCUUACCAUUUGCAACGGAGGGCAUUAACAAGCGCAUAGAGGAGGGCAUUCUAAGGGCCGAUAGGAUGGGGGUCAAGGUCAUUAGCCUUGCUGCAUUGAAUAAGAAUGAGUCUCUGAAUGGAGGAGGAACACUCUUUGUUGACAAACAUCCUGACCUUAAAGUCAGAGUCGUCCAUGGCAACACCUUGACAGCUGCAGUUAUUCUGAAUGAGAUUCCUACGGAUGUGAAAGAAGUGUUUCUAACAGGAGCUACUUCCAAGCUCGGUCGAGCAAUUGCCCUCUACCUCUGUCGAAGGAGAGUGCGCGUUCUUAUGUUGACUUUAUCUGCCGAACGAUUUCAAAAAAUACAAAAGGAAGCCCCUGCGGAUUGCCAAAACUACCUCGUCCAGGUGACCAAGUACCAUGCUGCUCAAAAUUGUAAGACAUGGAUCGUGGGCAAGUGGAUAACACCAAGGGAGCAAAGUUGGGCUCCAUCCGGAACACAUUUUCAUCAAUUUGUGGUACCACCCAUUCUGGCCUUCAGAAGAGACUGCACAUACGGUGAUCUUGCAGCCAUGAGGUUGCCUUAUGAUGUUGAAGGCCUUGGAUGUUGUGAGUACACCAUGGAGAGAGGAGUUGUUCACGCAUGCCAUGCAGGAGGCGUGGUUCACCAUCUAGAAGGCUGGACUCACCACGAAGUUGGGGCAAUUGAUGUCGACAGAAUCGAUCUUGUCUGGGAAGCUGCUCUCAAGCAUGGUUUGAGGCCAGUGUCAAGUGUAAACAUUAAUACCAUGAAGAAAGAAUAAAAAAUUGGAUAUGAAAAUUAAAACAUAUUUGGUUGUAACAGGUCUUUUUGUUUUCUUUCUUCUUUUAUGAGACGGUGUUUGGACCCAAACAAAUAUGUUUGAGUUACAACUAAUGAUCACAUAAAGUACUUUCAUGUAAUAUGUACUAAAUACAAUAUUGAUUUAUGCCAUAAGUACCUUGAUUAAGCAAAGGCAUAGUUAUAAGUUUGAUUCGCA
Molecule: messenger RNA, 2598 nt
Organism: Durio zibethinus
Lineage: Eukaryota; Viridiplantae; Streptophyta; Magnoliopsida; Malvales; Malvaceae
Product: very-long-chain aldehyde decarbonylase CER3-like
Biological process (GO): lipid biosynthetic process
Molecular function (GO): oxidoreductase activity; iron ion binding
Source: RefSeq, a predicted model, not a curated record